AACAAAGUGUAGAGUUUUCAAUCGUUCAAUAUUGCCAACCGCACAAAGUUACAUUGUAAGUGUCCUACCCCCUGCUAAACAACGCAAAAAGUGCGGGCUUCUGGUUGUUUUGAUUUAUUGGCUCAUCAGAGUAGGCCGGUUGCGCAUGUUUUUUUACUUUGCCAGAACGGUGUAGUAAUUGUAGUUAUGAUUAAAUAGAAGCUCGAAAGCAUGGUUAAUUUGUGCAAUUUGUUGCUAAAGUACAACCACUUUAGCAAAGUGGAAGAUGAUAUUUUCAUCUACAUCGAUAGAGUGCUGGAAAAUGCGUCAGAAAUAUAUGUGAGACAACAAAAAGCAAAACGCGAGUUAGAGUGCUUAGAAGAUCAGCUAGCCGAGAAACAAAAGCAAUCCAACCGUUGCGUGUUACCUGUUCCGCGAUCGCCGGUCAAGAGACGUAAAGUUCAAUCCUUGGAUUCACCACUUUCUGUACAAAAGGAAAAUGUAUCAAUCUUGGAAGACUCGACCAUCUUUCCUAACAAAUCCGAAUCGGACGUAUCAGCGAAACUCGAGCUAAACAUUUUAGAUUCCGAGGAACCGUUCUUUGCACUUACCCAAAGCCCUCCUCCCGCGGCUGCUCGCCAGUCGCCAUCGCCAAGAGCGAUACUUUCUCCUAGAAAUGUAUCGAAAACUUCACCUCUACGACCGAUGCCACUUUUAUUUCCCGAAGAAAACAAAUCCGAGAAGAAGCCUUUCCUGCGGGAGAGCCGUUUCGGGAAAAGUGUAAAGCUAAUGGAAUCUUCUUCGGUGGUUGCGGAGAAAUCCAACACGCCUACUACUCCCAAGACGACUCCAAAUGGAAAAUGGACGGGCAAAAAUGCCAAUGCAACCAUAGAAACCUCCAACACAGGUCACACUCCGCCGAGUGGGCUUAAGCGAUUCCUUUCCCUAGCCGACAGCAACCAACGCUUUCGUCAGGUGAAGCUAAACUUUCCUCGCCAAACCAAACAAUCACCGAUGAACGAGCCUGAACAUAAUAGUGUAAAUGAUACGCUGUUUAGUGACUUUGUUGUACCAACACCUCCGUCAGUGGCCAACAAGUCAAAGUUUUUAAAAAGUUUACGAAUGAAAAAGCAAUCUACACUGAUUUCAAGGGCACAAGACGAUAAACCGGGUACUAAAGAUGGCUCCGAUGAAACAUCAUCUUCCAUAGCAGCUAGCAAAGAGCCUCAUACAAUGUUCCCUAACGAUGACGAUGACAUAGAUCAAACGUACUGUCCCGGGGUAGAAUCUACCAGCAAACUGUCAAGGCAAUGUUUAUCAUUCAAAAUAAAGCAAGAACCCGAUUCGCAACAAAAGGAACGCAACCCAUUAAAGGUCCCAUCUAAUAAAAAGUUGGAAUGUCUUUCGGACCACAUACUAGGAGUAGGUGAAGAUUCGGAACCGAAUGAAAUAAUCGUUUUGCCCGCACCAAGCCAGCAAUCAGUAAUAAGCGUCGCCGAAUCUCAAAAUGCUACGGAAAUAUUUAUCAGCGAGUUAAACGGCGAACAUGCCAAGCGGAUGGACGCAGUCACCAUAGGAACCAAUCCCAAUAAUGUGCCAAGAGCUAAUCGCGAGCUAAGAGAACUAUCCGGAUCGGUCAAACCAUACACGCGUGGCUAUGAACAACCGUCCCCACAAGGUUUGUGCAUCGAUUGCACGAUGCUUUACCAAUACCAUACAACACGUGGUGUAUCGAACGACACGGCACGAUCCAAAUUGCCACGCAAUUGUCGCAACUGUCGAGUGGCUCAACUGCAUAGUACUCCUCCUGGGUUUUGGGAUCCCGAUUUUCUUCCCACGCCCGAGUAGCUCAGUUCGAUCAUGAUCGUAAAGUGGUGCCAUCAGGAUGCCAUAAUGUGAGCGUGUGUGGAUGCCAACGAGGUAAGAGACGAAAGGGAUAUCUAUUGAUAGAUUAUACUUCACCAGCAAUUGUAUAAAAUGAGGAUACCGCUCCACCGUGCAUGCAAUGUUCGUAUUAAAAACAUAGGGUUUGAAAUCCAAAAUCAAAUGGAUUGUUUUUAUUAAUGCAUUGUUUGUAUCAUGUCUGAAUCGAUGCUAUUUGUAAAAAAAAA
This is a messenger RNA of Anopheles arabiensis, 2090 nucleotides long. RefSeq lists its product as uncharacterized. Bases 211 to 1827 code for a protein of 538 amino acids. The record is from RefSeq and is a predicted model, not a curated record. The transcript is spliced from 3 exons. Lineage: Eukaryota; Metazoa; Arthropoda; Insecta; Diptera; Culicidae.